AUGGCAGAGGACAACAAGGACCAGAACCAGGAGUACAUCAAGAUCAAGGUGGUCGGCCAGGACACCAACGAGCUUCACUUUCGCGUGAAGAAGACCACCGCCUUCAGCAAGCUGAAGAAGUCGUACAGCGACCGCAUCGGCGUGCCACUCACCUCGCUGCGCUUCCUCUUCGACGGCCGCCGCAUUGACGACGGCGACACGCCGCUGUCGCUGGACAUGGAGGAGGAGGACGUCAUCGAGGUGUUCCAGGAGCAGACCGGCGGAUGCGGCUCCUGCUAA
Molecule: messenger RNA, 279 nt
Organism: Rhagoletis zephyria (snowberry fruit fly)
Lineage: Eukaryota; Metazoa; Arthropoda; Insecta; Diptera; Tephritidae
Source: RefSeq, a predicted model, not a curated record